Messenger RNA from Adineta steineri, 396 nucleotides. The record is from the annotation of a GenBank genome assembly. Lineage: Eukaryota; Metazoa; Rotifera; Eurotatoria; Adinetida; Adinetidae.
AUGUUGUCGACAUAUUCUAGACUUAUCUUUAUAUUCUUAAAUGAAAAACAACAUCAGUCGAAUUGUAUUCGAAAAUUUUGUAAAGAAUACAACAUUGAACUUCAAGAUAAAACUUUAUCGUCACAAGUCUAUUGUUUUGAAGAAAUAGAAAAUACUGAUCCACCAUUAAAUAAAGAAACUGAACAAAAUGACGAGAAUUUAAUUAUUGACAAUAAACAAGAUAGUCCUGAAAAAAUAACAAAUGUGACUCUAAUAUUUCAAGCAGAACCAAUGUCAACUGAUCCGCAAAUCAGUCAUAAAAGAAAGGCAGAUCAGCUAGUUGAUGAACAGGCAUUAUAUAAUGAAAAUACUCCGCCAACGAAAAAACUAACUCGAUCAACUCGUCGCAAACCAUAG